This is a messenger RNA of Chrysoperla carnea, 4268 nucleotides long. RefSeq names its product protein phtf (gene phtf). The record is from RefSeq and is a predicted model, not a curated record. The coding region runs from base 369 to 2945 and encodes 858 amino acids. The transcript has 11 exons. NCBI's taxonomy places the organism in Eukaryota, Metazoa, Arthropoda, Insecta, Neuroptera, Chrysopidae. Gene Ontology annotation, cellular component: endoplasmic reticulum.
AUAAAAUUUUAGUUAACAAAUCACACAAAUAAAAUUUAACUAAUAAAAUAAAUAAAUAAAAUACCCAGCACAAAUAUUUUAUCACCGAUCGAAUGAUAUGAAACGUCAUUAGAAACUUAUUUUAAAAAAAUGUCUAUUUAUGAUUGGCUUGCAUUCAAGGUUGAUUGAUAAAGUAUUUCGCGAGACGUUUUUGCGUUAAAAAGAAGCAGGAAGGUGUGAGCAGGCACGUGGAUAGUGGAAAUAGUAAUAACACACUCUCUGAGGAAGGUAAAAAUCGACUCGAAUUUCUCAAGUAAAACCAGUUGAAGAGUGUUGUGUUCCACUGACACCACAUACACGAUAAUUAAACCGAUCGUGUCGUGAAGGUCAUGGGCUUGGGAGACAUUGUUUCUUGGUAUCAAAAGAAAAUUGGAACAUACGAUAAACAACAAUGGGAAAAAACAAUCGAACAAAGAAUUUUGCAUGGUUUAACUCAUGUGCCAAUGAAAGCAACAAAAUUAAAAACAGAUUACAUAGAUGUUGACCUUGUUCGAGGUUCAUCAUUUCCUAAAGCCAAACCAAAACAUGGAUUUGUAACAGUAGCACGAUUAGGUACUCUGCGUCUAUUGUUUUUACCAUUGUAUACAAAAUGGUGGGUGAAACAAACUUCACCCCGAGUAUUUGCACUGUUGUUGGUAUUAUAUUUAUUACAACUUAUAAAUACAGCGAUUUAUACGCUGAAUUCGUCAGCGACAUCGUUGAAUGAUAGUAAAAGUUAUCCACAAUCGUAUGUACCAUUAUCAGAAAUCCUAGUACCAUUUUUAAUGAUGUUAAUACUUAGUAUUAUUCAUUCACAAAUUGUCUCAACUAACCCAGGACCUGAAAAUCGUAGUAAAUUAUCACAUCCAAAAACACGUAAAUUGAAAAGUCGCCGUAGUAUUAAGAAAUUACGACAGCAACAACUGCAGCAAAAUCAACAAGAACAAAAUAAACGGCCUGGUUCAUGUGAUAGUAAAACAUCACAAGAGCUAGAUGCGUUAUUUACUCCUAAAAAAAUUUACCAAUCAUCACCCCAACAGAAUAAUCCAACGGAUCAUGUAAAACGUGUCAAAAUACAAGGAGAAGAGACAAUAAUACCAAAACGGAAUGUAGCAUGGGAUUCACCGGUUAAAUGUAAUAUUGAAUUGGAUCAUUCUGUUGAAACAUCUGAAACUGAACCAUAUGUUUCAGCAAAUGAAGCAGUAGUUGGGGAACGUCGUUCAGGAAUGAAACCAGAUCAACCUCUUGAUGAUGACGGUUUUGAAAGUUUAAAUGGAAAUGGUUCCAGUGAAAACAGUGUAGAAGUCCCACCUGUAAAUCCGCCAAUCGAAAAUUUGGUUGCCGAUGAAGAAGACAAUAAAACCGAAACUGUUACUAUAUCGGGUGAAGGAAAAGAAAAAUGUGAAGCUUGGGUCAAACAUAUCGAAUCAUCUAGUAGUUUAUUGAGACGACGGCGAUCGGCGCCAGAUCGUUGUCGUUCAACGUCUACAGGAAAUGAUAGUGACAGUGGGCCUGAAACAAAUAACCCUCCUAAACUUCUAAUACAUCGACGUGAUAGUUUACAAGAGCGUAAAAGUAAUUUUUUAACAAUAAUGUCGUCAACUGUUACUACAAUUGAAAGUAGUGGCUGUGAUAGUGAAGAGGAGGGCGAGUGUUGUGAAGAAUUAUCCUCACCUGGUACCGGUGGAAGUUGUUGUCCCCUACUUACUGAAGCUACAACAUCGGCUACAGAAUGGAUUGGUGUCACCACAAACAGUGAAGAUUGUUGUACGUAUAGUUCAGAAUAUGACGAAACGGAUUCACAUAUUUCUGAAUUUAAUACAACGAUCGAUAAUAAUAACCAAUCGGCAGCAUGGGAUUUUGAUUUGGCUGCUACGGUUAUUUUAAAUCCAAGUUGUGCACCUUCUGAUAAAGUCAGUUGCACAAUUUGGACAAACCAUGAUGUAAAAAAAGCGGAUUUAACAGUACUCGAUAUUAGUUCGGCAAUAAUCGAGCGAGUUGAAGCGAUGCCUGAUAUAAUGGAUUACUUUUAUGGUGGUAUUGUUUUAUCAAUAUUUUUAGCAUGUUUACCAGCGAUAUGUCGACUGGGCGAAGGCAUACUAGAAACGCACACAAUUAAUGAAACACAAAUUUCCAUUGGAGAAUUUAUAGCAUUAAUUUAUAAUGAACCUACUGAUGUUUUAAUGGAUUUUGCACUAGGACCAUCGUAUUGGCAAAAAUUUGUAAUGGUUUUGGGUAUACUACAACGUUGGAUUUUGGGUAGUCUAUUUUUCUUCUUAUUAGCCGUGGCAGAACGUACAUUUAAACAACGUUUCUUGUAUGCAAAGUUAUUUCUGCAUCUAACUUCAUCGCGUCGAGCGCGCAAAUCAAAUUUACCACAUUUUCGUUUGAAUAAAGUACGAAAUAUUAAAACAUGGUUAUCGGUACGAUCUUAUUUAAAAAAACGAGGACCUCAGCGAUCAGUGGACAUGAUUGUAUCGGCUGCAUUUAUUAUUUCAUUGUUGCUUCUAUCAUUUAUUUGUGUAGAAUUGUUAAAGGAUUCCGUUGCAUUACAUUCACAAUAUAAUUUAGAGGUAAUGUUUUGGACAUUCUCAAUUGGUAUUUAUAUAUUGCGAUUUAUGACAUUAGGAGCAAAAAUUAAUCGAAAAUACCGUAAUUUAUCGGUGUUAAUCACCGAGCAAAUUAAUUUAUAUCUACAAAUUGAACAAAAACCACAUAAGAAAGAUGAACUAAUGGUAGCAAAUAGUGUGCUAAAAUUAGCAGCUGAUUUACUUAAGGAAUUGGAGAGUCCAUUUAAAAUAUCGGGUUUAUCAGCUAACCCCUAUUUAUAUACCGUGACAAAAGUGGUGAUAUUAUCAGCUUUAUCUGGUGUUCUAUCUGAAAUGCUUGGUUUCAAAUUAAAAUUAUUAAAAAUUAAAUUUAAAUAAUUAGUUUGAAGCCACACCUAUAGAGAAUCUUCAUAGCCACAAAUAAAAACCCACCAGCCUAGAAAAAAAUAUGCCAUCAAUUUUAGUAUAAAUAAUAAUGAUCUCAAUAAAUAAUUAUAAGACCCUGAAAUUUAGAAAACUGUCUUUUUCAGGACACGUAGAGUUUGAGAUGUCAGAUUUGAUUAAUGUUCCAAGUUGUAGUCAUUUACAGAAAAAUGAAUGAAUUUGAUUCAAUAUUAUUGAUGAAUUUGAGUUCGAGUACCUCUCUUCAUGGUGUGUUAUUCUUUAUUAUAUAAACUAGUCAGUUUUAUAUAUUUCUCGCUAAGUGAAUUCCUAAUUUUAGAUCUACAAUUUUCUAUUUUAUUUUAAAAUUAGUUAAGAUAAUGAGGGAUAAUAUCAGUAAUCUCUCUUUAAUCCUACUAUACAUUCAAGAAGGUUUUUUGGGGACCUUCAAGAAAUCUGGCGAAUUCCAUAAUUCCCGUAAUACUUCCGAUUUAUAUAUGCCGAAAUGUAAGAGUUUACGGCAUUUGUAAAAUUUUGGUUUACGUUCAGCAGUUAAAAUAGGAAUCAUUUGUAAUCAACCAAUUUUCGAGUACAAAAGCAAGUUUGUCUCAUUCGUGAAUUGAUAUAAAAGAAAGAAUAUGGUUAAUUAACAAUACAAUCAUUGUUCCCUUCAACUUUAAAUGAAGGUUUCUGGAACCGCAUACUGAUUGCGAGAUUUUUUACAGUUCUUUUGCCAAUUAGUGCAACUAUUAAUUACAGUAUCAAGGUAUCAUAUAUCAGGAUUUAUUAGGUCAAAUGUUCUAAGUGCAAUGCUAUUAACAAUUUUUUAUUUGACUUGGAAGUAACGAGCGUGCGAUAGAAAGUAAAAAAUACAAAACCUUUCGCAGUACUUUGUUAACUGAUAUCUAAGAGUUUCUUGCUUGUUAUUGACAUUUUUAGAAAUUCUAAAGCAAUAUACUUUUUGUGAGGAAGUUUGCUUUGCAUAAUACAACCGUUAAUGUAAACAUAUGUGCGGUGUCUAUAUAUAAAAAAAAAUCGAGUAAUCUUCAUUUAAUUGCAUGCACGGUAAUCGUCGGUCUCACUUGGGUUCGAUAUAACGGGCAAGAUAUAACUUUCCUUAUCUUCACUUUGGCUAAACAAACUCUCCGAUAAUGAAUCCAAUAUUUGUCAUUUCAAUUUAAUGGCUUAUUUCCAUAGUUAGUUCACAUUUAAUUUCUAAAACUAAACCAAAAGGAAUAAAAAUGUAGAAAAAAAUCGAAACCUAGAAAAUUCAUUCAGCAAUAGAUACAAACAUAUCUGUAAAUUCUGUAACACAAGUAC